CCUUCAUCCAAAUACAAGUAGCAUUCUGGUGGGACCCAUCCGUACUGAAUUGACUCCACGAUUACUUUAUGCGCCCCCCGUCUCAGAAACACACACAGUGCUAAGAGGCGAACACCUCUCUUGUGAUUCCAGUCUUUUGGUCAAUCCUUACAAUUGUCUUCGGCGACGGCAGAGCAAUAACCAAAACCUACCCCUUCCUCAGCAACCGUCAAGGCCCAGAAGCAUCAGCUGCUCGAAAGACCUGCUCAUAAAACACACAAUGGGCUGGUUUGACGGGAGAUCCCCCUCCUCUUCGUCGUCUCACAGACAUCACUCUCGUCGACGCUCGUCUCCCUCCCGACGUUCUACCUAUUCAUCCCAUAAUACCCGCCACUCGGCACCAUCAGUCUUCAGCUUAGGCAGUGGCAUCAAUAAUCGCGCAGGACGAUCCAGCCCCUCGGUGUUCUCCUCAUCCUCGUCGCGACGCGCACGACCCCGGGACGGUUUCAUCCAACGAAUAAUUCAUAUCAUUCAGCGCAUCUUUCGCGAUGCGUGGAAGUAUGCCCGGGAGCACCCUAUAAAGGUCUUGACAUUGCUCGUGAUCCCUCUCCUGACAACUGGCGUUCUGCAAAGGCUAUUGGGUAUGAUCGGAAUUCGUUUGCCUAGGAACCUCUUGGGGGGAGGGUCGACGCCGGGUCGACCUGGCGGGAACGGCCUCGCGGACAAAAUCGGCGGAUUGAUGAACAUUGCCAAAAUGUUCCUGUAGCCUUUCCGAUUUUGAGCUUCUAUCUCCUUCGACGCUGAUGAUUAUUUACGAACCCAAGCGCACACUUCCCCACUCGAAAUCGCUUCUGCAGAUGUUGUGGAGGAAUUGAAACUUUAAAGAUGACUACGACUACGGAAAUGAUGGCCAUGUUUUGAUUAUUUGCUAUUGCGGCUGCGCUACUUGUUCGAGCGCUCUUAUAUAAUCUUCCUCGUACUUUACACCUGCAGUAUAUAAGGUGAAAUUUACGUUGAUUU
Molecule: messenger RNA, 999 nt
Organism: Aspergillus homomorphus CBS 101889
Lineage: Eukaryota; Fungi; Ascomycota; Eurotiomycetes; Eurotiales; Aspergillaceae
Exons: 2
Coding region: 260-745 (161 amino acids)
Source: RefSeq, a predicted model, not a curated record